AUGGCAGACCGAGGCGGUGCAGCACCAGGUGGUGCUCGUGGAGGAUUCGGCUCGCGCGGCGACCGUGGUGGUGAUCGGGGACGUGGACGUGGACGCGGUCGUGGCCGUGGCCGCGGUGGUGCGAAGAGCGACGAGAAGGAAUGGCAGCCCGUCACCAAGCUCGGCCGUCUCGUCAAGGCCGGCAAGAUCAAGAGCAUGGAGGAGAUCUACCUGCACUCUCUGCCCAUCAAGGAGUACCAGAUUGUGGACUUCUUCUUGCCCAAGCUCAAGGAUGAGGUGAUGAAGAUCAAGCCUGUCCAGAAGCAGACCCGUGCCGGUCAGCGUACCCGCUUCAAGGCCAUCGUCGUUAUCGGUGACAGCGAGGGCCACAUUGGUCUCGGCAUCAAGACCUCCAAGGAAGUCGCUACUGCCAUCCGUGCCGCUAUCAUCAUCGCGAAGCUGUCUGUUGUGCCGAUUCGUCGUGGCUACUGGGGUACCAACCUUGGUGAUCCUCACUCCAUCCCAGUCAAGGAGAGCGGAAAGUGCGGUUCGGUCACUGUUCGUCUCAUCCCAGCCCCACGUGGUACUGGCCUUGUCGCUUCCCCAGCUGUCAAGCGUCUGCUCCAGCUUGCCGGUGUCCAGGACGCCUACACCGCCUCCGCCGGCUCCACCAAGACCCUCGAGAACACCCUCAAGGCCACCUUCGUUGCCAUCACCAACACCUACGGCUUCCUCACUCCCAACUUGUGGAAGGAGACCAAGCUCGCCCGUUCCCCACUCGAGGAGUACAGCGAUGUCCUCCGCGAGGGCAAGCGUUACUAG
Zasmidium cellare ATCC 36951 is the source of this 801-nucleotide messenger RNA. RefSeq lists its product as uncharacterized. Gene Ontology annotation, molecular function: RNA binding; structural constituent of ribosome. Gene Ontology annotation, biological process: translation. Bases 1 to 801 code for a protein of 266 amino acids. Lineage: Eukaryota; Fungi; Ascomycota; Dothideomycetes; Mycosphaerellales; Mycosphaerellaceae. Gene Ontology annotation, cellular component: ribosome; cytosolic small ribosomal subunit. The transcript has 3 exons. The record is from RefSeq and is a predicted model, not a curated record.